Toxorhynchites rutilus septentrionalis is the source of this 900-nucleotide messenger RNA. RefSeq lists its product as uncharacterized. The coding region runs from base 1 to 900 and encodes 299 amino acids. The record is from RefSeq and is a predicted model, not a curated record. Gene Ontology annotation, molecular function: zinc ion binding; nucleic acid binding. NCBI's taxonomy places the organism in Eukaryota, Metazoa, Arthropoda, Insecta, Diptera, Culicidae. The transcript has 2 exons.
AUGGGGAUUAUGAGUGUCCGGAACCUUGCGGUUGGGAACUCGGUUGGAGAACAAAUGGAAUCGUCCCGUGCUAUACCACCUUUCAGGUGUUAUGAGAUCGAAAAGACAAAAUUGCAUAAGGAAUGGCAAAUUUGGAAGCGAUCUUUAGAAUAUUAUUUUGAAGCAGAGGACAUUACCGAUCAGAAGAGGAAGCGAGCAAAACUGCUGCACCUCGGUGGGCCUCAACUACAGGCAGUUUUUCAGUCACUUCCAAACAGCGAGAAAUUUGCAGUGGUAUCUCUGGAGAAGGCGUAUUAUAGCGUGGCGAUCCAAGCGUUCGACGAUUUCUUUCAGCCAGGGCGACAAGACGUGUUGGAGCGUCAUAUCUUGCGAAAGAUGAAGCAACAGGACGGUGAAAGAUUUAUCGAUUUCGUCAUCAGGAUUAGACAACAAAUAAAUGAAUGUGGAGUUGACAAAUAUGAACCGGAAAUUUGUAAGAUUCUUUCGGACAUCAUGCUAACAGACAUUAUAGUCGAGGGCUGCGUGUCAGAUGAACUGAGGAAACAGAUUUUACAGAAGGACCGUUCAGUCGAGGAAAUUGAAGAAAUAGGAAAGUCGCUAGAAGGAAUCCAAAAGCAAUUGAAGGAUUUGGCAUCGAGUCGUGAAGAACCAAAACUUUAUGAACGUGUAUAUGGCAUUCAGGCCAAGCGACGUUAUCAGCCUUCAAAACAGAAUAGAGCGAGAGACUUUCAAUCGAAAUUUAAAAAUCCGGAGAUAAAAUGCUUCAAAUGUGGACUUUUUGGACACUUCUCGACCGAUGCCCGAUGUUCGGCCAAAGGAAAACUUUGCAAUCGUUGUAAGAAGUCGGGACAUUUUGAAGCCCGAUGCAGAAUGCAGCUUGGAGCUCCUCUCUGGAAAUAA